Asparagus officinalis (garden asparagus) is the source of this 525-nucleotide messenger RNA. Its product is annotated as putative invertase inhibitor. Gene Ontology annotation, molecular function: enzyme inhibitor activity. NCBI's taxonomy places the organism in Eukaryota, Viridiplantae, Streptophyta, Magnoliopsida, Asparagales, Asparagaceae. The transcript is spliced from 3 exons. The record is from RefSeq and is a predicted model, not a curated record. Bases 1 to 525 code for a protein of 174 amino acids.
AUGAAGGCAUUUCCUUCUGUCUUUGUUGCUCUCCUCCUCCUCAGUCUCUUCUCAGUUGAUGCCACUCUUGAAGAAACAUGCAAGGAAUUAGCCAAACCAGGGUAUGAUAUAAACUUCGACUUCUGUAUGACGACCCUUCAAGUUGUUCCAGGAAGCGAUAAAGCCGACAAUCUAGGUCUUACCAUUAUAGCAGCGAACUUAACAUACAUCAACUUCACGCACAACCAAGCUAAGGCCGAGGAGCUGAUAAACGACAAGAACGUGUCCGAGGAGGACAAAAAGAGUCUUGCUGUCUGUCACGAACUCUACGACAUGGGCGCUUACACGCUACUUAACGAUGUCAUUAAGGAUCUCGGGUCUCCCCCUAUCGAUUUUGAUAAGUUGAAUUCCGAUUUGGGUGCUGUAUGGGACGAUGCUAGCACGUGCAACGAUACUUGGAAUGAGGGGAAGCAGAAGUCUCUAAUGGCUAAAAUGACGAUUGCCAGAGGUAGGAAGACUGGUACCCUGUAUAUGACAGCAGGCUAA